Messenger RNA from Pseudophryne corroboree (corroboree frog), 531 nucleotides. RefSeq names its product gamma-crystallin 1-like. Gene Ontology annotation, biological process: visual perception; lens development in camera-type eye. The transcript has 3 exons. Gene Ontology annotation, molecular function: structural constituent of eye lens. The record is from RefSeq and is a predicted model, not a curated record. NCBI's taxonomy places the organism in Eukaryota, Metazoa, Chordata, Amphibia, Anura, Myobatrachidae. Bases 1 to 531 code for a protein of 176 amino acids.
AUGGGAAAGAUCAUCUUCUACGAGGACAAAAACUUCCAGGGCCGCUCCUACGAGUGCAGCUCUGACUGUUCCGACCUGCACUCGUACUUCAGCCGCUGCAACUCCAUCCGUGUGGAGAAUGGAAACUGGAUGCUGUACGAAUUCCCCAAUUACAAGGGGCACCAGUACUUCCUGAGGAGGGGGGAGUACCCCGACUUCCAGCAAUGGAUGGGUUUUAAUGACUCCAUCCGAUCUUGUCGUUUAACCCCUCAAGUGAGUUAUCGGUCCUAUAAGCUGAGAAUCUACGAGAGAGAGGAUUUCAGAGGGCAGAUGAUGGAGUUCACUGAGGAUUGCCCAAUUGUGCAUCAGCAAUUCCAUUACCAUGACAUCCACUCCUGCAAUGUCCUUGAGGGAUUCUGGAUCUUCUAUGAAGAGCCCAACUUCAGGGGACGUCAGUACUACCUGAGGCCAGGAGAGUACCGGCGAUACGCCGACUGGGGAGCCAUGAAUAGCCGCGUUGGCUCUUUUAGGAGAGCCACAGAUUUAUACUGA